AUGGUUAACAUCUGCUGCAUCGGUGCCGGUUACGUCGCCAGAGGAACCUCAGACUUGCUUGUUACGUCGGUCGCCUUCGACAGCAAGAUCCCCACAGGACAACAACAAUCUGACAACAAUGGAUCUAUCUGUGUGCCUUGGCGCGGUCCUUCCUGCGCUGUCAUUGCCUACCAGUGCCACGACAUCAAUGUCACCAUCGUCGACUUGAACCAGGCCCGUAUCGACGCCUGGAACUCGGACAACCUCCCCAUCUACGAGCCCGGUCUCGACGAGAUCGUCUUUGCUCGUCGCGGCAAGAACUUGUUCUUCACCACCAACGUCGAUCAGGCCAUCAUUGACGCCGACUUGAUCUUUGUCUCCGUCAACACCCCCACUAAGAAGUCCGGUAUGGGAGCCGGUAUGGCCGCUGAUCUUGCUUACAUCGAGACUGCCACCCGCCGCAUCGCCCAGGUCUCCACCUCCUCCAAGAUCGUUAUCGAGAAGUCGACCGUUCCCUGCCGCACUGCCCAGUCGAUGCGCACCAUCCUCGAGGCCAACUCCAACAAGGGCAUUCGCUUCGACAUCCUCUCCAACCCCGAGUUCUUGGCUGAGGGUACCGCCGUCGCUGAUUUGACCAACCCCGACCGUGUCUUGAUCGGAUGCCUCCAGACCCCCGAGGGUUUCGCUGCCCAGCAGAAGUUGGUCGAUGUCUACAACCGCUGGAUCCCCAAGGAGAGGGUCAUCACCAUGAACUUGUGGUCGUCCGAAUUGUCCAAGUUGGCCGCCAACGCCCUUCUUGCCCAGCGUAUCUCCUCCAUCAACGCCCUUUCCGCCAUCUGCGAGGCCACCGGUGCUGAUGUCGAUGAGGUCGCCUAUGCUUGCGGUACCGAUUCCCGUAUCGGACCCAAGUUCUUGAAGGCCUCGGUCGGUUUCGGAGGUUCGUGCUUCCAGAAGGAUAUCCUCAACUUGGUUUACUUGUCCGAGCAGCUCUUCUUGCCCGAGGUUGCUGCCUACUGGAAGUCUGUUGUCACCAUGAACGAGUACCAGAAGAUGCGCUUCACCCACCGCAUUGUCCGCACCCUCUUCAACACCGUCACCAACAAGAAGAUUGCUCUCCUCGGCUUUGCCUUCAAGAAGGACACUGGUGAUACCCGCGAGUCUGCUGCCAUCACCCUCUCGUCCUACCUCAUCCAGGAGCACGCCAACAUUGCCAUCUACGACCCCAAGGUCAGCGCCAAGCAGAUCAAGAUGGACUUGACCGAGCCCGGUGUCGGCACCAACGAGGCCGAUGUCAACAAGCACGUCACUGUGUGCGGUUCUGUUUACGAGGCCUGCGCCGACGCUGCUGCCAUUGUCAUCUGCACCGAGUGGGAUGAGUUCAAGAUGGGCCAGACCGACUACCAGAAGAUCUUUGAGUCUAUGCAGAAGCCCGCCUUCAUCUUUGACGGUCGUCUGAUCUUGGAUGCACCCAAGUUGAGAGAGAUUGGUUUCCGUGUCGAGACCAUCGGAAAGAGCAUCUAA
Messenger RNA from Linnemannia hyalina, 1500 nucleotides. The record is from the annotation of a GenBank genome assembly. Lineage: Eukaryota; Fungi; Mortierellomycota; Mortierellomycetes; Mortierellales; Mortierellaceae.